GGGGGCCCCCGCAAGACCAGCCUGGCUGUCUUCCAUCCCGCGCUGGGGCCCAGCUACCCCCAGGGUCCCCUCGGCCGCGCGCGCUUCCUGAAGCCCUCGCUGGACGAGCCCAGCCUGGUGCUGGGGCCGCUGAUCCCGUCCGACGACGACACCUACACCUGUGAGUUCGCCACCUUCCCCCAUGGCAACGAGGACGGCGUCACCCGCCUGCUUGUGCUUGCGCGGCCUAGCGUCUCAGCGGAGUCGCGGGAGGUGCGUGCCGGGGGCGCGUCAACGCCGGUGGCUGUGUGCACUGCGGCUGGGGCGAACGCAGGGGCUCCGGGGGGCCGGACGUACCCCCCCGAGGUGACCAUUGACGGCUAUGACGACAACUGGUACCUGAGCCGCAGCGAUGCCAUCCUGACCUGCGUCGCCAAGGGCAAUCCUGCGCCCUCCCAGUACAGCUGGAGCACGAGCGCGGGCGGGCCCCUGCCCCCGGCGGCGGAGGUGCGCGGGCCGCAGCUCCUGGUGCGCUCCGUGGACGCGUCUGUGAACACGACCUUCGUCUGCCGCGUCUCCAACCGCGUCGGCACCAGCGCAGCUGAGCAGCUCAUCCUGGUGCGCGCGCACCCCAACACAGACGGUGCAGGCGCCACAGGCGGCAUCAUCGGGGGCCUCAUCGCGGCAGUCGUGGCUGUGGCAGUCGUGGCCACCGGGGUCCUCAUCUGCCGGCAGCAGCAGAAGGACCGGACGGAGCGGGAUGACGACUUGGAUGGGCCCCCGGCCUACAAGCCACCCACGACCUGCAUGAAGCUGGAGGACGUGGAGCUGGCCCCCCCUGCGCCCGAGCAGCUGAAGACGCCGUACUUCGAGCCCAGCGUUGCUGACAGCCGGGCUGCGCCGCGGUACCACGAGCUGCCGACACUGGAGGAGCCGGAGGAGGAGCUGGGGCCCGAGCCCGGCCUGGCCGACGCCUGCCUGGACCAGAUCAACCCCAUCUACGACGCGCUGGUGCUGGUGGACGACGAGGCCUCGGCCCCCCUGCGCGAGCGCGACCCCCCCUUUUUCAUGUCCCGCGCCAUGUACGUUUGAUGCCCCCCCGCCCCGAUCCUGAUCCCAGACAAUGUGAACGCGCUUCGUGCCGGGGGCCGGGCCUGUGCCUUGUGCAGCUGCUGCUGCUCCCUGCGCUCCUCGCAGCGUGCGGGUCUCAGCGCCCCCUGCGCGGCCGGGGAGGGGGCGGGGUUGCUGUUUCCUGGGUUUUUGGUGCCUUUGGGGCUUCAGGCUCUCGCUGCUGGGUUGGGGCUGACGGGGUCCUGCCCGGGGGGCCGGGGCCCUCGCUGCUGUGGUCGGUGCCCCCCUCCGCGUGCCUUUGCAAACACUACUGGGGGGCCGUCUGCCCCCCGAAGCCAUUGCCCUGCUGCUGCCCGGCCCCGCGGGGUGACUCAGGGUCGGGGUCACGGGUCAUUUCUGGGCUUUACCUUGUUUUUGUAUUUGUUGCGUUUUCUUAAAAUAAAGGUUUGCCGGA
Molecule: messenger RNA, 1504 nt
Organism: Alligator sinensis (Chinese alligator)
Lineage: Eukaryota; Metazoa; Chordata; Crocodylia; Alligatoridae
Gene: NECTIN2
Product: nectin cell adhesion molecule 2
Exons: 9
Source: RefSeq, a predicted model, not a curated record